Molecule: messenger RNA, 2566 nt
Organism: Misgurnus anguillicaudatus (oriental weatherfish)
Lineage: Eukaryota; Metazoa; Chordata; Actinopteri; Cypriniformes; Cobitidae
Source: RefSeq, a predicted model, not a curated record
UGACACGUGGCGGCCACCGUUGAACAUGAUCACGUGUGUAAUCUGAUACAACGUUCCAACACUGGAUUGAAAAUAUAAAAACCUGAUAAAACUAACACUGUGAAAGCUCGAUGCCACUACCAACAAGGUAAUAUUGGUGGUAUGUGUUUGUUUAAUCAUGACAUCACCGGAGUCGAGGUGUGUGUUUGGACUGUGUGUGGAUCAGACUCUCACAGCCGGGCUCAGAGAGUGGUCGGGACCCGGACCGCUGGAUCAUCACGAACCUCUCCGGCCCUCAUCUAACGUUAACGUUACUGCUGCUAUAUCCACUGAAGAUGGAAGUUCAAAAGCGACUGUUGGUGAAGUGUCGGACAGGAUGUUCUGCUCGGCUUGUCAGUGUCCUUUUGAGAGUCGAGAAGAGCAAAUGGAGCACUACAAACUUGACUUGCAUCGCUUUAACCUAAGACAACGUCUGGAAGGAAGAUCAGCUGUCACAGUGGAUGAGUUUGAAAAGAAAACUGGCACAGGAGAUAUAUCAAGCAUUUCGGGUUCAGAUUCCGAUAGUGAAGAGGAGGAGCUUCUUGCAAAUGAUGUGACUCCUGAAGAAACAGACAAUACUUUGGACACAAAUCAAUCCCUUUGUCGACUGUCUACUAAAGUCGCUUUUCAAAACAUGCAGGGACAAUACCUGACAAUGUAUCGCUGUGUUUUGCAAAGCAAGAGAGACAGUGACGAAGACUUGGUUUCGUCUUUACUGAAAAUAUCACACAACACUAUUUGGGUUAUUCUGAUGACUGGUGGUGGACACUUCGCUGGAGCAGUUUUUAAAGGAAAAGAGAUUCUGCAGCAUAAGACGUUUCAUCGAUACACGGUGAGAGCAAAACGAGGCACUGCACAGGGACUGCGGGACUCUCAGAAUCGCAGCCACACGCCUAAAUCUGCAGGGGCUGCCCUUAGACGAUACAAUGAGGCUGCAUUGGUGAAGGAUAUUCAUGAUCUUCUGGAAAGCUGGGCUGGGUAUUUAAAGGAGGCAAAUGCCAUCUUUCUACGAGCACCAAGUUAUAACAAAACCAUAUUUGUUGGAGGUCGAGGAGCACCCAUGGACAAAAAAGACCAGAGGGUCCGCGUACUUCCUUUCGCCACCCGCAGAGCCACAUUUAGCGAAGUACGACGAGUCUUUGAUCUGCUGUCGACUCUACAUGUUCAUGAAAAAGAUGCUGACAUCUCCAAUAUUCUCAGUCUAUCGAAGAAAACCUGGAAGAAGAAAACCCCUAAACCUGUUAGUCAGACGAUCCCUGAGCCGAACACAAAUGUGCCUGAAGAAGGUGGAGAGGACACAAGUUCAGAUGAGGAAGACACAAUAGUGUUGGAGACAGUGGAGAUGACGCUGGGAACCCUUGACCUUAGAGAAUAUGAGAUCCAGCCUAAUAAGAAGAAACGAAGGAAGAGGAAAGAGAAACGUGAAGUUUCAAGCAACAGAGAGCUAACUGAAAAAAUUGCAGAUGCUGAAAAUGUAAAAGAAGCUGAAGCUGAAGUUGAAGGUGACUUUAAAGAGACGCAUGGGAGGUCAAAGAGGAAACCCAAAAGCAAAAAACGGCAGCCUGAAGAAGAUGAAGUGGACGACUCGUGGGAAUACAGUUUGAGGGACACUAUCUACACCGCAUGUAAAACAGGGGACGUCCAGACCUUGCGUACGCUCCUUCAACUGCCAGAGGACAAGAAAUCGGAGGAAACGGAGGGAAACGUUCAAGAGAAGUCUACCUCAGACACCUCUAGUGUUUCAUGUCUUCUUAACAAGCCCAUAGACUUGGCAGGUUUCACUUUACUGCACGUGGCAUCAGCAGCCGGACAGAAAUCUGUCAUUAGACUGUUAUUGGAUUCGGGGAGUGAUCCAGCAAACAAGGAUAAGAAAGGACAGACUCCAUAUUGCGUUGCUCCUGAGAAAGAUACCAGAAACACGUUCAGAAAAUACAUGGCUGAACAUCCUCACAAAUAUGACUACACUAAAGCACAGAUUCCUGGACCUCUUACUGAAGAAAUUGAAUCCAAAAAGGCCGAGAAAAAGAAAGCCCAAAAAGUAGCACGGAAACAGAGGGAGAAGGAGCAAAAAGAAGAGAAACUUAAGAAACAACAGGAGGAGGAGGAGAAGAGGAGAUUUACAGCACUCAGUGACCGAGAGAAGCGAGCUCUGGCUGCAGAAAGGAGAUUGGCUGAACAUAUGGCUGCAACUGGAGAAAAUCUCACCAACAUCAGGAGAUGUUUUCAGUGUGGAGAGUCAUUGCUAGGAAAGAUUCCCUUUGAAUAUCUGGAAUAUUCUUUCUGCACACCACGAUGCGUCCAAGCUCACCGCAAAGCCAACGCUGCUGCCCGGCCCUGACCUCCUACAGUAGUCUCAACCUCGCACCAUAUCCCAUCUUACAUGAUCUGCCAACUGAACUUCAUAUGAUAUGCAUUUUAUCAGUCUGACAGGUUGUGAUCAUCACUGUUUAUGACAUUGAUGGCUGCUGGGAAAUGCAGGAUUAAAGAAUGAUGAAAGGAUUACUAAGCUUGAUGAGAGUAAAGUGGAUGAAAGAUGAACUGGAGUAAA